Molecule: messenger RNA, 17281 nt
Organism: Paramuricea clavata
Lineage: Eukaryota; Metazoa; Cnidaria; Anthozoa; Malacalcyonacea; Plexauridae
Source: the annotation of a GenBank genome assembly
AUGCAAGGUCUUGGAAAGCUAAAGAAUAAGGAGAUCAACUGCAUCCCCAACAACACUGAAAAGUAUAUUUCCUUCUCCAUCGAUAAGCUAGAUUUUAUUGACUCACUUCAGUUUAUGAACGCUUCUCUCGAACGGCUUGUCUCAAACUUAUCCAAGAAUGGUGCGGAUAUGUUUCCCAUUCUCCAGAGAUAUGUUGAAUCUGAGAAAGUGCUCUUGUUGCUGAGGAAAGGCGUGUAUCCGUAUGACUACAUGGACAGUGUGAAAAAGUUCGACAAAGAAACUCUGCCUCCUCAAGAAUGCUUCUACAGUAUUCUAAACGAUGAACACGUUCCCGAUGCUGACUACGACCACGCUACUCGCGUUUUUGAGGCUUUUAACUGCCAAAGUAUGGGAGACUAUCAUGAUUUGUACUUAAAAUCUGACGUUCUGCUCCUUGCUGAUGUAUUUGAAAACUUCCGAAACGUCUGUUUAAAAGCAUACAAUCUAGAUCCUUGUCACUUUUACACAAGUCCUGGAUUGGCGUGGCAAGCUUGUCUAAAAAUGACAGAAGUGGAACUAGAGUUAUUGACUGAUCCAGAUAUGUAUUUAUUCAUCGAAGAAGGGCUUCGUGGUGGAAUAUCCAUGAUAAGUAACCGUUUCAGUAAAGCGAACAAUCCGUACGUCCCUGACUAUGACCCUCAUCAAGACUCAUCUUACGUGAUGUAUCUCGACGCUAAUAAUCUUUAUGGCUGGGCUAUCACACAAUCUCUACCAACUGGUGAAUUCGAUUGGUUAAAUGAAGAAGAGAUCCCCAACCUUGACAUCACACAAAUUCCCGAUGACUCUGAAGAAGGUUAUAUUCUCGAAGUCGACUUAAAGUAUCCUAAGGAGUUACAUGAUCUACAUAAUGACUAUCCGUUGGCUCCUGAAAAGAUGAAGAUUUCUCCUGAAAUGCUAUCACCCUAUUGCAAACAGCUCUCGGAUGAUUUAAAGCUCGGAAGUGUCGCAGUCCCCAAACUAGUACCCAACCUCAACGAUAAGACCAAGUAUAUUGUACACUAUCGUAAUCUAAAGUUAUAUCUCGAGCUGGGAAUGGAGCUGACAGAAAUUCACAGAGUCUUGGCGUUUCAACAAAGUCCAUGGCUCAAAGCGUACAUAGAUUUCAACACAGAAAGAAGAAAGCACGCCGCGAAUGACUUUGAGAAAGAUUUCUACAAGCUGAUGAAUAAUGCGGUGUUCGGAAAGACCAUGGAGAAUCUGAGAAAGCGAGUCAACGUCAAGUUGGUCAAUGAUAAGACAAAGCUGACAAAACUAACUGCCCGUCCAUCGUUUGACUCUUUCCGUAUUUUCUCUGAGGAUCUCGCUGCUGUGAAUAUGAAGAAGACAAAGCUAUACUUAAAUCGUCCGAUUUAUGUAGGAUUUUCAAUUCUAGAUCUCUCAAAGGUGUUGAUGUACCAGUUUCAUUACGAAUAUAUGAAACAGAAGUUUGGUGCUAACGCUAUGUUGCUUUUCACGGAUACGUAUGGAAAGCCAUAGGUGUCUUAAGUGGUUAAAUUUCAUUUCAUCCGGUGCUUUUAGCAUUAUACGUGGUGCUUUUAUCGUUAUACGAGGUGCUCUCGACAUUAUACGCGGUACUCGCAACAUUAUGCGAGGUGCUUUUAACAUUAUACGCGGUGCUUGAGACAUUAUACGCGGUGCUUCGGACAUUAUACGCGGUGGUUGAGACAUUAUACGCGGUGGUUGAGACAUUAUACGCGGUGCUUUUAACAUUAUACGCGGUGCUUGAGACAUUAUACGCGGUCGGUAUAACGUUAUACGCGGUGCUUUUAACCUUAUAUGCGGUGCUUUUAGCAUUAUACGCGGUGCUGUAACUACUUGCUGUACUUUCAACAUUAUACGCGGUGCGUUUAUCACUAUUCGCGGUGCUUUUAUCGUUAUACGCGGUGCUUUUAACAUUAUACGCGGUGCUUUUAACAUUAUACGCGGUGCUGGAGACAUUAUACGCGGUGCUCGAGACAUUAUACGCGGUACUCACAACAUUAUGCGAGGUGCUUUUAACAUUAUACGCGGUGCUUUUAACAUUAUACGCGGUGCUGGAGACAUUAUACGCGGUGCUCGAGACAUUAUACGCGGUACUCACAACAUUAUGCGAGGUGCUUUUAACAUUAUACGCGGUGCUCCGGACAUUAUACGCGGUGCUUCGGACAUUAUACGCGGUGCUUCGGACAUUAUACGCGGUGGUUGAGACAUUAUACGCGGUGGUUGAGACAUUAUACGCGGUCGGUAUAACGUUAUACGCGGUGCUUUUAACCUUAUAUGCGGUGCUUUUAGCAUUAUACGCGGUGCCUUUAUCACUAUUCGCGGUGCUUUUAUCGUUAUACGCGGUGCUUUUAACAUUAUACGCGGUGCUUUUAACAUUAUACGCGGUGCUGGAGACAUUAUACGCGGUGCUCGAGACAUUAUACGCGGUACUCACAACAUUAUGCGAGGUGCUUUUAACAUUAUACGCGGUGCUCCGGACAUUAUACGCAGUGGUUUUAUCAUUAUACGCAGUGCUGUAACUACUUGCUGUGGUUUCAACAUUAUACGCGGUGCUUGAGACAUUAUACGCGGUGCUUUUAUUAUUAUACACGGUGGUUUUAUCAUCAUUAUAUUCGGUGAGCCAGUACUUUUGGUCAGCGUUUUGGAAUUUGGAUGUCGGAUAUAUACGUCGUGUAAUCAUCUGGACACAGAUCCGGCGCUGUCAAAAUGGCGUCAGAAAUUGCGUCCGUCUUACAAAAGUUGAAUCUUGAGCUAUUAACUGAAAAGUUUGAUAUAAUAAUAAUAGCUUUAUUCAUCCAUCUUAAGAUAAAAAAGUACAAUGGACUUACAAUUACUUGUUUAAGAAAGUAUAUAUGCUGUGGGUAUGUCUUUAUAUUACAAAUUGUUGUAAGAUAACUUAGAAAACUAACUAAGAAGUUAAAACUAAUAAGUUCUUUAAACUAAUAAGUUCUUCCAAUAAGUUAAAAUUAUUUAUACAUAUUUACAAGCUCUUCCUGAAAAAGAAUGUUUAUGCCUUUCAGUUCCUGAGAAGAAUGAUAUAUUGCGAUUCCGGUCAAUGUUCCUUAAAUAGUACCGAUUGUUAAUUAAUUUUGGAAAAACACUGCGACAGGGAUGGUUUGGAUCGUUCAUAAACCUAUCAACUUCUCGACUAGUUGCCUCUUCCCUUCUUUCGUUCAGCGGUGGUAGGUAAUCUUUUUCCAGGCCAAGGAUUCUUAAGCUCCUGGAUUGAACCCGCUCUAUUUCAUCUCGCAGGUAAUUAGGCAGUCCCGCCCAGACAGGUGAUGCAUACUCGAGAAUUGGUCUUAUUUUGGAUUGAUAGGUAAUAAUACCGACUUCAGCUGGUAACUGCGAUUUCCGGCAUUCUCUAAGAUAGUAAAGGCGUUUAUUUGCUUUACGUGUAAUCUCUUCAACAUGUGCGUUCCAUUUUAGAUUAUUUUGGAACGACACGCCAAGUAAUUUAAAAGCGUUGACCCUUUCUAUUAACUCAUUUCCAAUACGAAGACGUGGUGGUUUAGGUAUAGCGUCCGUGAAAGAGAUCCACAUGUCCUUAGUUUUUUUAGCAUUAAUUGCCAUUUUAUUUAACACCGCCCAGUUAUUUACUUCAUUGAUAGAUUGUUGUAAAUUACUAUUAGAAUCUACGCUCACUAUUUGGUGUUGUGUGCAGUCAUCUGCAUACUUAUUCGUACUGACUUUUAGUUGUUCUGGUAAGGCGUCCUCCAAAUCAUCAAUGUAGGUAUUAAAAAGAAUGGGAGAUAUUACAGAGCCUUGCGGGACUCCGGCCGGGCAUGUUGCAAUGGAUGAUAAGGUACCAUUGAGAUUUACUUGUUGAACUCUUCCGGAAAGGAAACUUUUAAUCCAUAACCAGAAGGGUUUAUUUAUGUUCAUAGCUGCUAAUUUGUUCAAAAGAAUAUUGUGAUCCACAAGGUCGAAGGCCUUACGAAAGUCAAUGAAGGCCGCAUGAACCCCCAUUUUGCCUGUUUUUGAACAAUCAGUGGCAUUAAACCAGGUUUGGGUAGUUGAUAUUAACGCAGAGACUGUGCUUCGAUGUUGAGUAAACGCGUGCUGGUUAUUCUUAAUUUUCAGAUCUUCAAUAUUUAACUGGAGCUGGAUCUUUUCCAGGAUCUUGGCAAGAUGGGGUAAGACUGAUAUCUGGCGGAAAUCAUUGUUAAUGUCUCUCGGUGGUUGCACUUUAGGAACAGGGGAAAUUAGGGCAUGUUUGUAGAGUGAUGGAUAACAACAUUGACUUAUACUACAGCACACAAUGUCAUAAACCACAGGAGCUAGGUCUUCGUGGUAUUGUUUGAGCAUCCAUGCAGGAACCUUAUCAAUGCCAGUUGCUUUUCUUGGAUUAAGAUGUUUUAAGACCGCUUUAACUUGGCCAAUAGAAGGAAGAGGUGGUUUGUUAUUCUUAUGUGGAUGGUUCACUUCAGGUAUUUUAAAGGCGACAUUCGUGUACCGGUCCGACCAUGGUUUAGUGAAGGCUUUCUGAAGUUUUUCAGCUAAGUCGGAUAAGUCUAGGUUUUCGGGCCUGUGUGGAAAUUGGGUGUGGGUUGUGUUUUCGGCAUUUACUAAAGAGUAGAUACAGUUAUACCACUUCGAUUGAUUCGAGGUACGAAAUUCUGAGGCCUUGGACUGAUAGUAGGUGGCUUUAGCUUUAGCUAUAAGAUUUGCCACUUUCUCGCAGAGUUGUUUGUAUCUUGGCUGAUCACCACGAGAAAAGGCUUUCUGACGAGCUUUGAUUUGCAUUUUAAUAUUACCAGUGAUCCACGGUUUAUCAGAGUGAUGUAUUCUGAUGGUUUUUUUCUGGUAAGAACUCGUCAAGCAUCUUGAUUAUAAUGGAGUUAUAAGCUGAUACUUUCUCAUCCACAUCCAGUGCUGAAUAUACAGCAGUCCAAUCUUCAGAAGCCAUAUUCAGGGAGAGGUCAUUUAAAUUUGCUCGUUUCAUCAAUCUAAUUUUUUUUGACGUAACCGGAGUUUUCUGUCUUUUAAUGGGCUUGAUUAGAAGACAUUGGUGGUCGGAGCGUCCGAUUGGGGGAAGAUGGCUAACAGUGUCAAAGAGAGGGAGCAUAUUUGUAAGGAUUUGAUCAAGAAUGUUGUGUCCUCUAGUCGGUUUAGUUACAGAUCUUUUUAAAUUAAAUCUGUUACAUAGUUCUCUUAAUUUUAGUUGAUUGAAGUCCCCAGCUAUAACAAUUCCAGAUGAAGGACGUUCGCGCAAGAGACUAUCUAUACAAGUAGUUAAGGAGAAGAUAACACCAGAUAUUGUGGGAAAGCUUUCUUUAAGUGAGUUUAAAAAAUUAGGACUACAAAAUCGCAAUGACAUAAUGACAUUAAGACUAGAAUGUGCAAAGUAUGGACCAGAGAAACCGCAAAGAAGUAAGUCAAAUGAAUGUGGCGCUCCUCAGUUUGAUAUUCCUCGCACCCUUUUGGAGUGUUAUCUUGAUCAGAAUUUAACGAUCGAUGCAAUUUGCAAGAUUCUUUGUGUAUCAAAAAGCACAAUAUAUCGCAGAAUGAGACAGUAUGGCCUUAGUAAGAUGGAAUUUUCUGAUAUUUCAGACGACAAUUUAGACCGUCAAAUUAAAGAAAUAACCCAAGAAUUUCCUCACUCAGGGGAAGGUCUUGUGAAGCAGUUGCUAUUGGUUAGAAACAUUAAAGUUCAACGAUGGCGGCUACGUGAUAGCCUUCAUAGGGUUGAUAGUGAGGGUAUUGCCCAAAGAUCGAGAGGAAGGUUGCACAGGAGAACAUAUCAUGUUCAAGGUCCAAACCACCUUUGGCAUAUUGACACAAACCACAAACUUAUUCGUUGGAACUUCAUUAUUAUUGGAGGUAUUGAUGGUUUCAGUCGUUUGCCUGUUAUGCUGCAGUGCUCGGACAACAACAAAGCAGAUACUGUAUUGGCGUGUUUUGUAGAUGCUGUUAAUGAGUAUGGACUACCUAGUAGAAUUCGGACUGACAAAGGCCUUGAAAAUGUGGGGAUUGCACAGUUCAUGAUUCAAAAUCGAGGUUCUAACCGUGGAAGUGUUAUAGCUGGGAAGAGCACACACAACCAGAGGAUUGAGCGUUUGUGGAGAGAUGUUUAUGAAGGAUGUUUGAGCUUUUUCUAUCAGCUGUUCUAUUUUAUGGAGGAAGAAGAUAUUCUUGACCCUUUGAAUGAAUUACACCUGGCUGCGCUUCAUCAUGUAUUUGUCCCCCUAAUUAAUGAAAAACUGACUGUUUGGAAAAUAGCUUGGGCUCACCAUCGAAUGCGCACAACCAGGUCAACACCUGCACAGUUAUGGCUUACAGGUCAAGUUAACAAUCGCGUAGGACUCGAGGCUGUCCUUACACCAAUUGAAGAUCCUGAUGGAGAACUAGAUGAAGGAAAUGAGGAACAAUCUGAUGGGGAUAGACCAGUUUUCCUUCCAUUACUAUCAGGUCUUCCUGAAGCUUGCCACAAUGAACUUAAUACCCAAACCUGGACCAAAUCAAACAAUGGGAUUGAUGACUUUGUCAAAGCACUGGAUAUCAUUAGAAGGCACGAUGUGUAACCAAUUAACUUGCAAUUAAUGAAAUUUUCAUUUUUUAUCUGGGAAGUAGGCUGAUAAUAUAGGGAUGGCUAUCUCGCAAAACAUUUCAGUUGGAAAAAAUACACAUCCCUAUGAAAAACAGAUGUCUGAAAGGUUACCGCGGUAAAUAUGUUAAAAUAAUAAUAAAUAAUGUUUCUUAAUAAGGGUCCAUUCACAAAGGAUGUCCAAGCCGAGUGGGGGUAGGGGCAUUUGGAAAAUCAGGUCAAACUCGGAGAUAGGGGGGGAGGGGGGUUUUAGCAAUCUGGAUGUCCGAAUUUAAAAAAAAAUCAAAAACAAAUCAAAAAGAGAUUUGUUUUUGAAUAUUUUGCCUUUAUUUUGAACUAUCCUUCCCAUUGUGAAAUUGGCAUUUUGAACACUUCAUAAUAGUAUCCUUCAAAUAAUAUUUCCUUCAAUGAUGAAUUCAACAGUGUCGUGAAAUAAUAACUUAAUUAAUGCUGAUUUAAUUAUUGCAUGUCUUAAUUAUUGAAAUUUAAAUAUUAAAUAUAGAUAUUUAUAAUUUCAAUGACACCAAAGUAUUUUGCACAAUAGGCAAUUCCAGCUUUUAGUCUAUGCUUGCAGGGGAUGAUGGGAAGUAAGGUAUCAUAUUGCCAAUUUUGCUGAAAAAUUUCAAUAAAAACUACCGAAACAUUUCAAUAUUUACAAGUAUAAGCUAUCAGUCUGUGUUUACACGGCCACCAUUUUUAUUUUAUCAGCAAUGUGAUACCUUACUUCCCAUUGUCCCCUGCACACAUAAACUAAAAGCUGGAAUUGCCUAUUAGCCUUUCAAAAAUUAGAACCAAAAAUCAAAUCUGUGUAGAACUGUACAGUGUUUUAUCAAAGGUGCAUUGUUAAAUAUUUCCAAAAAAGGCAUUGGCAAAUGCAUAGUCAUAUAGGGAGUAGAGAUGAUCAGGUGCCGGCAUAGGGAUAAGGUGUGUAGCAUGUGGUAGUGUGAGGGCACAAAUGCAAGUAUUGGCUGUUGGUAUGAAUUUGUUGGCUGCUGCUACGUCUAUAAAAUUGAUGUUUGGCUGAAUUGUGAAUCCUAGUGGUGGUUCUUCAUCAGCACAUGUCGUAAACAUUAGUAUAUGAGCCAGGCUAAUUGCGCCCCGUCGUCCACCUAGAAAUAUAAUACAAUAAUCUUAUAAGUAUGUUACAUACUGUAUGACACAUAUUACUAAACAGUAGUUCUACAGUACUUCUUUUAAACUGAGCAAAUUAAGGGACAAUAUCCAGAUGACCCCCACUCCAAAAAUAAUCAAUCAUAUAUAUUCAUAUGCUAAUUUGCACUAUAUAUUUUUAAUUAUUAUUUACCACCAUUUACUUACUUGCAACUUGUCUUAAAUAUUUAAGAAAUUCGGCGUAGAUCUGAUUUUCGAAUUGUCUCUUGUUUGACCCUUCUUCACUGAACAUAGUCUUCAACAAGCUUGUUAGACUUCUCAUCGUUAAGGUCUGGGUACUGGUAGGUUUAAGAAGAUCCAAGAAUAUUGGAAGUUUACAGCCAAACUAGAAAGAUAGAUAAUUCAUGUUAUUCAAUAAAAAUAGAUGCAAUGGAAUAACCUAUAUUUUGUGUAGAUAUAUUAUAUAAUUUUGUUCUCUGAAGCAACCUGUGAUUUGAAACAACCUGCAUGGAAAUAAUUUCGGUCCCAGCAGAAAAAAAUCUACUGUAUAUAUGUAUAAUUAUUGGAAAGUUUUCAUGGAUAAAUUUUGUUGAAACCAACCACAAUUUCUAAUCUUUUUGGUGAAAUUGGGUCUUAGUUUCUCUUGUCAGCUUAUCACUUUUCAGUCAACAUUUUUAUAUAUACUUUUUGACAUCAGUUCUAAACUCACUUGAUAUAUUCCAACUUUCUUCAAACCUUGUUGCAACUCGGAUAUACACGCUUCAUUAGUCCCCUCAGCAGAGAAGACUUUCUUCUUUAUUUCCUCAUCAAUAAAGGUUGGAAUUUUUCCAUUUUGAAUAAUGCUCAAACCUGUUGCAAAAAAGGGACAAUGUCAAGUUCCAAUGAAAUGAGGAGGGUGUGCCCAGUAUUUUCUAUUCAGGAGAAAAAUAUGAAACAAUAAAUGAUAUUACAGAGGUUUAUUUCAUGUAGAUUGAAUCAAAUUUACUGGAUAAAGUGUCAUUUUAUAGCCUCACUAUAUCAUUGAUCAAAUUCAGAAAUCUAAUCAAGCUAAAUUGUAGCAAAUGGUGCACUCAGACCAACGUCCCAUUUAGGCAGGGCUUUUUCUCUGGUUUGCAAGGUUGCACUCACACCGACAAUCUGAUCCAACUGGCUCCCAUUAUGAAAUGCUUAAUUAAUAAACUAUUUACAUCAUAUUUAAACACAAUAGCUUACCUAAUAUUAUGCCAACAGGUUCGUACUUCUCCUUCAAUAAAAUUCUAAGUCCAUUGUCAAAAAAUUUCUCCUUUAUUUCCCUCAGGACUAACCGAAAGAAUUCUUUUCUCGGUCCACCAUAAUCUUCUGCAACCUGUAAUCACAAAGUGUGCAACAUAUACAAUAAGGGAUAUGAUUUCCUCUAAUGAGUACUAUCUGCAUAUGGUACACAGAUUCAUAUUAGUUGGAUACACUGAUGACAUAAACUUAUUGGAAAUGAUAUCUCUACAUUUUGCACUAUUGUACACUAAUUAACCCGUAUUAAGCUGGCAAUACCAUUACAAAUGUUCCGUUAGCAUGUUAAGCAUAUUUCCAGUUAGGAGGUGAGCGGGGGGGGGAAUGGGUAGGGGGGAGGCAAACAAAGUUUUACCUUUUUUCUUAUAAAUAGGGGGUCAAAAAAGUUUUAACCUAGAGAAAGGGGGGAGGGGGUUCAAAAACGCUUUUGAGGCUUAAAUAUCAUGUCUAGAGUUCUAAAUUAUAUAAUUGCAAAUGCCCUUUUGUUGAAUAUUAUGAUUUAUAUGGAAGUUGAGAUAUUUUAAUAUUUUAAUAUAAAUCACAAAUAUGCCUACAUUUAAUAGUAUACGGUAUAUGUUGUAGUUAAAUUUAGAUUUUAGGUGUAAAUCUGUUUAAAUCUAUUCCAUUUAGCUGUAUGAAGACGGGCCGUAGGUUAGGGUUAUGGUAUAUUAGGGUUAGAUUUUUGAGAGAAAUGUGGGACAAAUGGUACAUUGCAAAGUAGCAACACAUAAUAUAUAUUUUUGAAUCAUAUUCACCAGGGUAAAACAUACUGGGCUAUGUUAAACAGAUUGAGCUAUUAUCUAACUUUACCUGCAAUGCACAUCUGUUUCAUUGCUGUUAAUUUUUCAAUCCAUACUGGGGGGAGUCAGAAACGUUUCUACUUUUAUCAAGGAGAAGGGGGCACAAAGUUUGCCUUCAAUCUGGAAGGGGGGGGGGGUCAAAAAAGUUUCCAUUCCUUAUUUUCCCAAUUUACCAACACUCCCCCACCCCCUCAGUAAUGACCAUUUCCUUACAAGUUAUAAAAGCAACAGUUGGAAAAUAUUACCGGAUUAAAAAAUAUUACAAUUUUUUGACAAUUAUUAGCAAAUUCGUACCUCGCCAUAGAAUUGAACUUGUAAAGUUCUCCUAUAUUCUGUAAGAAACAAAAUUUCAUCAAUUGCAGUCGUCAUGAGAUUAUGCCGGUCAACCAUGAUGAAGUUGGUCACUCCUUCAUUCACUUCAUCUACAGACUGAACCUCCAAUGCUCUUCCUAUCACCAUUCUGGGUUGAAAAUGUCGUAGAAUUUCAACAGGAUUCAAUAUAGUAUGCUGUUGACAGUAGGUAAUAGUGCUGUCAACAAUUUCAUCUACUGAUUGCCCAUUAUUGUUGGCUGCUGCUGGUGUGUGUGUUAGGUCAACAACUGGAAUGGAUGAUGACAGAAUAACAGAUGAAGAGGCAUUUGAAGUAGAGGAUGGUGAUGAGGAAUCACUGACAGUGGUAGUUGCUGAAACUAAUGAGGUGUGGGUAUUUGGUAAUGAAUUGUUAGGGAUGCUUGAGGAGUUGGUGGAUUGCUUGAGGAGUUGGUGGAUUGCUGGACAAUCGGUUGGGUGACAGAUAGUCCUGCUGUAGAUGUAGAUACUGUUGUUGUAGUUACUGUGGUGGUAUUGGUGGCAGAGGUUUCAGCAGGUGGCAAUGUGUCUACUGUACCAGUAUUAGUAUUUUGGCCAUCAUCAUCAUCACUUGGCUCCAACCUCUGGGUACAAGACCAUAAGUGAUCGUGAAGAUUGCGGACAAGGACAUCCUUGUUACACACAUAACAUUUUUCUUUCACUUCUGACUUACUUUCAGCCACUAUAGGUUGUGUUGACAAAGACUUAUGUAUUGGUCGCACGUAAAUCUUCCCUUGCCCUCCGCCCAAGUUUGAACGCAGAUCUUUUGCACUCCAGGAACAAUCGAUGACAGUCAGAUCCCGACAGUUCGGUUGACAGCGCAUCAUUUCAAAUUCUCCACAUGUUUUCAGUUCUGGAAAUCCACAGGCAUUUCCAGUGGCGUCUUUUUCAUCGGAAGUAAUUUUAUUUACUACAGUCUGUUCGUCAUCUUGUGUAUCCAACUUUAUCUUUUUCAAUCCUAGACCAGCUUUGAAUGGAAUGCCGUCUGCCACGCAAACAAACGUCAGUGUUCAUGGAGAUCGCAGUAGCUUUGAAGCAAAGAUCGCAGUAGCUUUGAAGUUCUUUGAUCAAACUUUUAAUCACAAGACUUUUAUCACAGAAACUUUGAUAAUGUAAAUAAGCUCUUUGGAUCUAUGUGAGAAUUUGUUGGUGGAAUUGUAGAAAUUGGCUCUGCUGCAGUAAUGUUGCAUCACCAGUUGCAACAGACCUUAGAAGCCCUCAGGUCCAUAAUGCUUAUGUGUUUUGAAAACUGUGUGACAUGUUAAGUACUUCUAAGAUCUAUAUUCAGCACAAUAUUUAGUACUGACAAAACAUUUAACUUACCAUCAUGGUAUAGUAUUUGAAUUAAAAAGGAACAUGUUUCAGGUUUUUGAUUCAAGUACCAAAAAAUGCACUAAGUCAGUACGACACAGUAAAUAUUACACUGCAACCUUGCAAGCCAGGGUAGGUAAAGACCCUGGCUUGCAAUGUUGAUUACACUGUUGACUAUUGAUUGUACUAUACAGUCAAGGCUCUUCGCGCAUCGCAAAGACCAACUCGCAAGCUCGCUGCAAGUAUGUUCAUCCAAUCACAAUGCUCAAAACUUUAUUUUAGUUAGAUGCAAUCACUCGCAGCGAGCUUGCAAGUUGGUUUUGCGAUGAGUGGGAAAGAGGCUUUAGUCAGUUACCAGGUUUAUUUCUUCUUUUGGCGUUCCCUCUCUCUCUUUGGUGUCCAAAAUAGUCUUCAAGGACAUCUUGCAUAAACCUUUCAGUAAGCCCUUACUGAAAUCCCUCCAACAACAGAAAUGUGAUUGCCUCUAUGUGAGAGUGACAUGACAUGACCGAUAGCGGGUCAACUUUUCGGUGUUCGUUGAUUUCGUAAAUUUGCUACCUCUUAAUAGGUGCAAAGUCAAUCAAACAUAUUAUCAAAUUGAUCAUAAAGUUUAAGUGUUUCUGUGGAUAUAUUUGUGAGCAGUUUAUCGUUGGAAUUAUUCUCAUAUUUUGGAUCCCCCGUCUUGGUUGUCAAUUUCGUUGUGUCUCGCUACAAAUCGUGAAUUUUGGUUUUCUGUCAUUAUCUCAUCUUCCAUGUAUCUCUCUCUGUGUACUACGUUUUCUGUUCCUGUCAUCGUGUCAAGUUUUUGGUGUCUUUUGGUUCAACAGAAUUUAAACUAUGCUCAUUUUAUUAUUUUGACUGUUGGAAAUUUUGUAUAUUCACAUUACAUCUAGCGUCGUCUGCCAUGACAACAACUAUGUACAAGUGAUUGCCUGUCGUCCACAGUCAAAGUCCUAAAACUAUAUAUCAUAUUGUGACUUUUUUAUAUCUCCAAUUCUUUGCGAUACUGCAAUUUCCCGGUAAUUACCAUAUUUAACGUUUUUCUAAUUUAUUCACAAAUGUGUAUUGAUCACUUUUAUGCUUGCAAGAUCGUCUUUCUUGAACUUUAGCCUUGGUCGCUGAUAUCUGAGACCAUCUUCACAUCAGCUGCAGGAUUUCCCCUGACAAUAAUCAUUGCCGUUCAGCUAUGGCAUUUGUUGCAUUGAUUUUCACCCCACGUAAUUUACUGAUCAUACUAAAUAUAUACCUCUACUUAUCAAGUUUUCCAGAGCCUUGUCCCAUUCUACUCCGACUACUCCCCAUUCUACAUUCAACUUUCACCUCGCUGACUGGGAUUCUCUGCAUGAGACACUAAACCAUCUUGAUCUUUCCCCUGACACCACCUGUGACGAUAUCAAUGCUGAUUGGCUACAAUGGAAAGGCUUAUUUCUCGGCGCGGCUGCUAAACACAUUCCACAAAAGACAUUUAAAAGACGUAGCACUCCCCCAUGGUUUGACGGUGAAGUAAAACAUCUACUCAAUCAAACAAACUGGUUCCGACGAAAUGCUAAGCGUAGGUUGUGCUCCAAGCUUUGGGAAAAGUAUCGAGAGUUACGAGACGUAACAAAAUACGUCAUCACCAACAAACGAAAACAGUUUUUUGAAUCCAUGCCCGCCUGCCUUAUUGAAGUCAAGUAGCAAUAAGUUUUGGUCAGUGUUUAAGUCCGUUCUUAAGACCCCGAGUGUUCCCAACAAAAUGACUUGGUCUGAUCAUGAUGGAGUAACCUGUACAGCCAACAACUCAGCCGACAUCGCCAAUCUACUAAAUCGCUAUUUCUACUCCGUUUUCCAACCUUCUCAUAGUAAUGAUGAACAUACUCUUUCCAACUUGACUGACAACUCCAUCACUAAAUCGGAUGCAAUCUCCAACAUCAUGCUAACAUCCGAGGAGGUCUAUUACAUUCUUGCAGCUCUUGAUGAAAACAAAGCGACUGGACCGGACAAAAUUACCGCUAAAUUGUUGAAGAUCUGUGCAUCAAGCGUUUGUUCGUCUUUAUGUGACAUGUUGAACAAAAGCUUGUCCAUAGGUAAACUUCCGUGCGAGUGGAAACUUUCAAACAUAAUUCCAAUUCCCAAGAAAGGCCCUGCUGACGAAGUAUCAAAUUACAGACCAAUAUCUCUCUUGUUUUUGCUCUCUAAAGUUUUUGAACGUUGCGUCUAUAACCAACUUAUAUAUCGUGUCUCCAAUCAACUUCACCAUCUACAAUUUGGUUUUCUCAAAGGCACGUCGACCACCUCUCAGCUUCUGCGUGUUCUUCAUGAUAUAAACAAGUUGUUAGAAAACCGAAGCCAAGUCGACUCGGUUUAUCUGGACUUCGCAAAAGCAUUUGAUAACGUCAACCAUAACCUUCUGUUAGUUAAACUCCAGAGGUUUGGAAUAAGAGGUGAUCUUCUGCUAUGGUUCAAAGACUACCUCUCACGUCGCUACCAAAGAGUAACAGUUCUUGGUGAGUCGUCCCAUACUCUCCCUAUUCUAUCUGGAGUUCCCCAAGGUUCAAUUUUAGGACCCCUACUGUUUCUGGUAUUUGUGAAUGAUCUUCCUGAUUCAAUUUUAACCCAAUCGUCUGUGGCUAUGUUUGCCGAUGACACGAAGUGUUACCGUCUCGUGAACAAGUUAGCUGACUGCGAAAGUCUGCAAAAUGAUCUAAAUAAACUUGUGACAUGGUGCAAUGAUUGGAGGAUGGACUUGAAUCAAUCCAAGUGCGGGGGUUCUUAGCAUUACUAGAAGUCGUCAACCAAUUAUCGCAGAAUAUCAGCUUAUUGAUACUUCUGUCAUUCGCUUAAGUCAUUAACUACCCAGAAAGAUCUUGGGAUCAUUAUUUCCAAUGACCUGAAAUGGAACAAGCAAGUUCAUGGCACGGUAUUAAUGGCACGGUAUUAAAGGCAAACAUGAUGCUCGGCUUCAUCCGAUCAGCCUCUGACAUCAACAACAUCCAAGAUUCGUUACCUGUCUUUGGUUAGAAGCAAAUUGGGGUAUGCCAGUCAAGUGUGGGCACACCAAACAGUAACUAACAUCGCUUCAAUGGAACGCGUCCAACAUCGUGCCACCAAUUUCAUGCUUUCCCUCCCUUAUAGAUCAGACAAAGUUGUACAAAGACCGACUCCAGUCUAUCGGUAUUCUUCCCAUCUGCUAUUGGCUCGAGUUUCUAGAUUUAGUUUAUCUCUACAACUGUGUUGUUAAUGACUCUGAUUCAAACAUCUCAAUACGGGUUUCUAAUUGUAGAACCAGAAACUCUAAUUCCGACAAUGGUAUUCUACUAAAUGUACCUAAAUCUAAGACUGUUAGCUUUCAAAACAGUUUUUACGUAAGAGCACCCAGCGUUUGGAACAUUCUACCCGAUAUCUUCAGAGACACUACAAGAUCUACAGCUUCCUUUAAAAGUUUACUAUUUAGAUACUACUUUAACCUUCUCGAACACGUCUACAACCCAAACAAUCCUAGAACCUUUAAAUCGGUGUGCGUCAAAUGCCACUCUACUCGUUCUAUUCAAAAUUUAUCUUUCAGAUCAUGGUUGUGAAAGCCAAAGGGGAGGGUCAACCCAAAAAUUGAUUGAAAAGUGAAAAAAAAAAUUGUGCCAAAACAGAGGUUUAGACCUUUGUUUAGCUAUUGCAGAUUGAUUUACAUCUAUUUUCUAACUUUUUCUAUGUUUUUGAGCAGUUUUUACCAACUGCAUGUAUAUUUCUCUUUCGUUGCCAUGGAAACUGAAGAGCAUUUUUUUAAAAUUUUGGCCGCUCCUUUGUUAAAAUCUACUGCUUUGUUCAAAAUUGAGAAGAAAGUACAAGUAAGGCCUGCUGGCUUUGUGUUCAGCGGUGUUCAACACAAAAAUUGCAUUAUGGGACACGAAAGCACGCUUUCACGAGCACGCUCACUAAUGCCAGUUGAUUUCAGAAGAAAUUUUCCUAGUUCAGUAAGCUUUUCAAUGCGUAAUUGUUGGUUAAAUGGUUGGGAACACGAAAAGAAGCAUUUAUCGAAAGUCAAGGAAAAGUCGUGGCGUUAGUAAUGCAUGAAAACAAGAGUGUGAAAUGCCAGAAUCUUAAUCAACUGUUAGCAAAGAUGUCGGCCAUGUUGGGAACAUUAAUACUGUACAAUUGCCUAUGUAAAAAUAAUUAUGAAUCUGCCAGUGAUUCUGAUGAAAUAUUGACACCCACAAGUGCUUCAAGAACAAAACUAAGCCAGCAUAUGCUCAAGAGUGUGCUGAAAGCGAAGGAAUAGCCAUUUGACCAUCCCAAUACAGACUUGUUGAUAUAAACUGGACAACUGUCAUCUGCUCUUUCUGACAUCCAUAGAUGUGAACAAGGUAGGCACUGUGACUUGUUAUUAUUAAAUGUCACUGAAUUAAUUUCAAAUCACUUCAGGUUUUUGUAAUGUAGGUAACACUGCUAAAUAUCUUUGUAGCCCAUAAUAAUAUUCAGCAUAUUUAUGUGAUAAGCUUUAAUUAGUACCAUUAGAAUAAGCUUUUGUAUCCAUUAAUUGUAACACUUCGAUAUAGGACAUUUGAGGCUUGACGAAGGAGAAGAUAGAAGACGGGUUAAUGUCAAGGUUGAGAGUCGAAUGCAGCACAUGGGACAAUAUAUGUAGAGGUGUUGGAUACAUCUACCAGUGUAUCACAAAGGGGAACGUCUUUCAACAUUAAUCGAUGACUUGCGUUCAGCUCUAUUGAAACAGGUGGCAGCUACGGAGGUCUCGCUACACUGUGUACCAUUAUGAACAUGCCAUGUAUGUCAAAAACUGCAUAUUAUAAACAAUUAUCUGGACCAUUCUCCUAGUCUUAGAAAGAGAAUGUCUGAGUGAACUGAAAAGAGUGGGUGAAAAGGUUCCUAAACCUGAUUUUUGAGCAACAGCGAAAGAGAAAAAGAGGCGUCAAGGGGGAACUUAUGUUGUACUAGAAGGGAAGAAGCAUUGAAAGAUGCUGAAGGUACCACAUAUGAAGCUGGUGCCUUCUAAUUACCUUCAGCAAGACUUUGAUUUUGAACUUAUGUAUAUACACCUUACAUUUACUCAUUGUAAACAAUCCCCAAACGUUAAAGCCGUUUUCUCAAAAUCGCCCAUUUUACCCUUUGAGAAAGGAUAUCUCUGGAACGAUUUAACCAAUUGACAUGAAAUUUUCAGGAUUCAUGUAUUUUACCAUUUUCUUGGGGAUGAACAGAGGAUUUUUAAAUAUAUAUUUUCUAACAUGAAUUAUUGCAUAAACAUGUUAAGCAAAUUUGUAUGGUAUAUUUAAAACCUCGUAAUCCACUUAGUUUUCAAAAUUUUCAAACAUCCUCUGUUCAUCCCCAAGAGAAUGGCAAGAUACAUAUAUCCUGAAAAUUUCAUGUCAAUUGGUUAAAUCAUUCCAGAGAUAUCUUUACUCAAGCUCAGUCUAUCGCGAAACAGCAUGUUGCCACUUUAUCUGCCUGGUUGCCAAUAGCAAUGCAGUUUUGGUGUCCAAAAAUAUAUUUUUUUGAAUCUUGAGUUCAUUAGCUAUCUGAUGAUAUAUAGUUUGCCAUAUAUAGGUUUAUUGUAAAGUGUCCAGUGUGCAGCCUUUGUUCUGUGAGCCUUAGUUUUGGGUUGACCCUCCCCCUUAAUGUUUUUGUGCAUGUAUAGUAAUUUGUCUUUUUUGUUGGGACCCCGUUAUUGGAGUUUAUCUCUGUGGUCAGUCCCAGUCAAUGCACUAAUAGAUAUUUGAAUAAGUUUAAUAUUUGUUUGGUGCGGCAAAUCUUGUAAAAUAAAAUAAAAUAAAGUACACAGCGAUCUUUAAGCCUUCAUAGGUUUGAGCAGAGAUAAACAUUCUCUGCCUUUCAUGUGAAAAAAAAAAAAAUUUCCUUCACAGGUGAGUGUACCUUCUUUCCAGUUGUUGAG